AUUGUUUCAUACGGGUUUUCCCGCUUGACGCGUCAGUGGUCGACUUGACUGGUGGCUUUCAGCUCGCGAUGAGACCUUACAUCAGCUCUCGAAGGCUCUCACCAACGGGGAGUCGGACAGUUCGGAGAACGUUCAGAUGGCAGCUAUGGUGAGGCACAACACAAUGACGGAGUUUCAAGUCUUUCAACACUCGCUCCAGGGUAACUCCCUGGCCCUGGGCCAAGUAGGGCAGUAUUAUGGGGAACAUCAUCAGCAGAAGCAGGCGAAUGGGAUCGUUUCAGAUGACAGGCAGCACACGGCUCAAGUCCCUGCAGAAGCUGAGAAAAGCCAGCCUUUGAACAUCCCAGACGCAGUCAAACGAAAGAAGAAGAAAAGGUCAAGCGCGACUAACAGCUCCACUGGAACCUUUGAUGACCUCUACAAGCUUACAGAUGAGGUGCUUGGCCAAGGGGCCUUUGCCAAAGUCCAAGGAUGCAUCAGUCUGCAGAAUGGGCAGGAGUAUGCAGUAAAGAUCAUCGAAAAGAGCGCGGGUCACAGCCGCAGCCGAGUCUUCCGGGAAGUGGAGACGCUUUACCAGUGUCAAGGAAACAAGAACAUUUUGGAACUGAUCGAGUUCUUUGAAGACAACGCCUGCUUUUAUUUGGUGUUUGAAAAGUUGCGAGGAGGCUCCAUUCUUACGCACAUCCAGAAUCGGAAGCACUUUGAUGAGCUGGAGGCCAGCAAGGUGGUCCGCGACAUCGCUCAUGCACUUGACUUCCUUCACAUCAAGGGUAUCGCUCACAGAGACCUCAAACUGGAAAACGUCCUUUGUGAAUGCAUCGAUCAAGUGUCACCGGUUAAGAUCUGUGACUUUGACCUGGGAAGCGGCGUGCAGCUCAGCAGCGCCUGCACACCCAUUACCACUCCAGAACUCACCACGCCCUGUGGCUCGGCAGAAUACAUGGCUCCAGAAGUGGUGGAGGUGUUCACCGACGAGGCGUCCUUCUACGACAAACGCUGCGACCUGUGGAGCCUAGGGGUCAUUCUCUACAUCCUGUUAAGUGGCAGCCCCCCCUUCACGGGCCACUGUGGCAGCGACUGUGGGUGGGACCGUGGGGAAACGUGCCGCACGUGCCAGAGUCACCUGUUUGAAAGCAUCCAGCAGGGCAAAUACGAGUUUCCCGAUAAGGACUGGGCUCACAUCACCGACUCCGCCAAGGAUCUUAUCAGCAAGCUGCUGGUACGAGACGCCACGCUGCGCCUCAGCGCUGCGCAGGUCCUCAAACAUCCGUGGGUGCAGGGGAAUGCACCAGAGAGAGGUCUUCCAACCCCUCACGCCCUACAGAGGAACAGCAGCACCAAAGACCUGAGCCAGUUUGCGGCCGAAGCCAUCGCCUUCAACCGGCAACUGUCGCAGCACGACGAGCGGCAACAGCAGCAGGAGGAGGGCGAAGAGGAAGAGGUGUGCCCCGUGUUUUGCUCCAUGAGGCUCUCUCCGCCAUCCAACUCCAGACUGGCUCGCAGGAGGGCGCAGUCCAACGCCAUGCGCGGCCAAGACGGCACGGCUGAGCUCACCGCCUGAAUCUGCCCUCUUACUUUUAUGUGUAUAUGUGUGUGCGCAAUGGGUCAACCUAUCAUAUAUUCUAAACUUUUUUUUAUUUUUUUUUAAACAAGAUUUCAGUAGGUCAUUAUUUUUGUAUUUAUUGCAGUAAAAAAAGUCAAACAUAUAUUUUUAUAUGGUAUCUUUUUGCUUUAAUGAAACCUGUCAGUGUUUGUGAACAAGAAUGUCUGGAUGUGGACUAAAUGCUAGUGAUGUGCAUUC
Syngnathus acus (greater pipefish) is the source of this 1801-nucleotide messenger RNA. RefSeq names its product MAPK interacting serine/threonine kinase 1 (gene mknk1). Gene Ontology annotation, cellular component: nucleus; cytoplasm. Lineage: Eukaryota; Metazoa; Chordata; Actinopteri; Syngnathiformes; Syngnathidae. The coding region runs from base 137 to 1561 and encodes 474 amino acids. Gene Ontology annotation, molecular function: calcium/calmodulin-dependent protein kinase activity; calcium-dependent protein serine/threonine kinase activity; ATP binding. Gene Ontology annotation, biological process: peptidyl-serine phosphorylation; intracellular signal transduction; protein autophosphorylation. The transcript has 14 exons. The record is from RefSeq and is a predicted model, not a curated record.